AUGACCAUGAACCAUCUCAAUUUGAAGUUGCCGCUGCUGCUGUCUGCAGCAUAUAUAGUUCAACUGUGUGUGCUGGUCCCGCAACCGCCGCCGAAGGAAGAUGCACAGGCGAGGUUUAUCUCCGUGGAACCAAGACACUCCAGGGAGACGUUUCGCUGGCUGCCGAAGUUCAUCAUGCGGACAGUCUGGGCGGCCUGUUUGUGCGAGUCCGCGAUCCUCAUUGCAUACCAAUUUCCGGCCCACCAUCUCUCGCGCCGAGUACUGCAAGCGCUCAUCCGCGGGCCCGCUCCAGACACCUUCGCUGGCGUCGGGAUCCGCGUUACAGUCCCGUUCAUCAUCGGCUGGUGUUUCCUCAUUGCAGGAACCUUCAUCCGGCAGUCGUGCUACCGCACACUCGGGCACUUUUUCACCGCCGAGCUCGCCCUUCACGAGGACCACAAGCUCGUGACCUCCGGGCCGUACACGCUCGUGCGCCAUCCGAGCUACACGGGCGGCAUCAUGGGUGCGUUCGGGGUCGCCCUCAUGCAGAUGUGUCCUGGCUCGUGGCUGAGUGAGUGCAUGGGCAUUUGGGAUACCCGCAGCGGGACGGUGUUCUGCUACUCGUGGUUUGCCAUCCUAGGCAUCGUGUCGGUGCAGAUGAUCCGCAGGACGGGUAUCGAGGACCGUGUCCUCAAGGACGAGUUUGGGAAGCAGUGGGAAGAUUGGGCUCAGGGAGCCAAGUGGAGGUUGGUGCCCGGCAUUUUCUGA
Messenger RNA from Sparassis crispa, 747 nucleotides. RefSeq lists its product as hypothetical. The transcript has 3 exons. Gene Ontology annotation, cellular component: membrane. Gene Ontology annotation, molecular function: protein C-terminal S-isoprenylcysteine carboxyl O-methyltransferase activity. Gene Ontology annotation, biological process: C-terminal protein methylation. The record is from RefSeq and is a predicted model, not a curated record. NCBI's taxonomy places the organism in Eukaryota, Fungi, Basidiomycota, Agaricomycetes, Polyporales, Sparassidaceae. Bases 1 to 747 code for a protein of 248 amino acids.